This is a messenger RNA of Ectocarpus sp. CCAP 1310/34, 622 nucleotides long. The record is from the annotation of a GenBank genome assembly. Lineage: Eukaryota; Phaeophyceae; Ectocarpales; Ectocarpaceae.
GUCAGAGUUUAAUGACACGCUUUUCUUGAUGGGCGGUUUUGGGGGAUGGCCGGAAGACGACCCGAGGUACAACGGGAUGCGAUGCAGGAACGACGUGUACAAGACAAAAGAUGGCGUGGCCUGGUCUGUCGUGACCGAGAGCGCCGAUUGGGGCCCUCGAGGAUGGUUCGACGUUGCCACCUUGACCAAGGUCUCCGAUCCCUACUCGGACGUGACUCCCUCGUCGCAAUCCCGAACUUUCACGGGAAACGGCCCUCGCAUGUGGCUCGCGGGCGGCGGGUAUAUGGGGCAGAACGGCAACAGCAUCGUCUCUUCCAUGAUCGGCUACGUGGAUAUGUGGUUUAGCACGGACGGGCUCACCUGGCACCAGGUGGUGAACUACGAAGAAGGAUCAACCGGGUCGAACCUGUACUCCAGCAUGGAAUGGGCUCUCACGGAGGUCGACAACAUCCCUACGUACCUCGGCAAGUGGGGGCACAGGAUGCUGGCGUGGACGGCAGACGGUGACGACGGAGUGAAAGAGCCCGCGCUGUACCUGAUCGGGGGCGACGCUGUCGAGGGCGGGUCUUUCGUCAGCGACGUCUUCGUCAGCACCGAAACACGUGAGAACCUAACCCUGUAA